CUACAAAUUCAACGUUAGUAUUUACUUAAAGUCAGUUAGUUUUUCAACUGUUUCACACUAACGCACUGUUGAUGACUCCUUAAAAAUAUAAAAAAUAAAAACACAAACGGUGAGUAAGCAUCAUUUAAGUGAUUUUACUUAAAGCAUUUAUGUAGCAAUUCAGGAGAGAGAGAGGGGAGUAAUAAAUUCAACAUGUAUAACUUUAAUAAUGAACGUUAAUAUUUUAUAUAAAUCGUGUAUUUAUGUCAUGCCAUUGCCAAUUAUUAAAAUUCUCAUUUUUUCGUAGAUUUUCGCGCUCCUGUUUUCUAAUGGCAGCUUGCUGACUUUUUCGUUCACUUAAUUUGUCUUUUAGUUUCUCAGCCUCAAGUUUCUUCUUCGCUCUUUUUUCUGAUUUUUGUCUCAUCAGCAACCGUGUUUCUUCCUUUAGUUUUUCCCGUUCAACUUUCUUCUCAGCUCGUAUUUCGCGUGAUGCUGCCUUCAGCUUUUCUAUUUCCACCUUUUUUGCAGCGCGUAUCUCUGUCUUUUCUUUUCUCUCUUGAAUCGUUUUCUCCUUCUCCUCCUCGAUUCGGCGAAUCUCCUCUAGGCGUUCACCAGCAGUAAGGACAGGGUAGAAUUUACGUUUGCAAUUUUUAUGAUUAGGUGACUGAAAGGUUACUGGGGACAUAUAAAAAUAUAUGGAUUAGUUUUAAUAAACAGAAAGCAAGCAUUAUUCUAAAAUUACCUGACGUAUGCAAGAUUUCCGGCUCCGUAAGAAAUGAAUCGAUGAUAGUCGCAUUUUUGAAAGGGUGCACCGAUGAUUCAUCCAGGUAUUUAGUUUUCUCAUUGCUGGAUUGUGUGAACCUGGCCGGGUCGAACGGGUACAAUCCGCAGGUUUUGAAUCCAGAUACGAUGAUGUCUGAAGUCAUCUAAUGUAAGAACAUUUCUAUUGUGCUUAUCAGCGUCAGCGGGCUGUGUAAUCCUAGUUGUGUUAGGAUAUAACACAACUGGAAUUAUUCCUAACUCGCAACACGAAUCAGCUACAUUUGCUGCCAUAUGCGAUGAAUGCCCGUCGACAAAAUAAUACACAGGAAGAGUUACUCCCGUCUUCAAAAGGAAGGGGUAAAAUACCUUCCGAAUGUACAAUUCGAAAUUGUUGGCAUCCAUCCAUCCUUUAGCACUUUUUCCAAUACCCCACUCGGCCGGAAAUGUUCGCAACAAGUCCGAGCGAAUUCUUUCCAAAGGCAAGAUGACGGCUGGAGGCACAACUAAGCCGUCUGCUGGCAUGUUCUACUUCGUAAACAUUGUGGCUCCCACGAAUAGCCAACACAGCUUUAUUUUUUGGGUUUAGGUAGAAGCAUGUCUCGUCUCCAUUCCACAUCCUUGACGGAUCCUGAAGAAUGUGCGCAGUUCCGUGCUCUAUCGCAUAUGUUUUAAAGUCGUGAAACCAGCCCCGAAUGUUGACCUCGCUUACCUUGGCACUCGCUGAGGAGACAGCCUCUGGCGUUCGUAUCGUGAGGGUUUCAUGCCUCUUGAGAAAACUCUGGAACCAUUUCCGACCUAAAGUUCAAAAUCACAAUAUUUUGAGUUAAGUUAUAAACAAAAGCAUCACGCAACUUACCAGGAACAUUUUUGCAGAAGGGAUUGGGUCGUGGAUAAGAAUUGAAAAACGAUGUAUUUUUGAUUUCAGAGUUUCCCUUAUAAUCGGAAAACCCUUUCGUUGCAUGUUUUUGAUCCAUCCAACAAGUUUCAACUCCUCCUCCGACAACACCGUUUGGGGUCCUUUUCGUGUCUUCUUUGUAGAAGAUAUUGCAGCCCAGUAAGCAGUUUGUUUUCCUUCCUUGAUGCUGAGAAGACUUCGCUGCACGUCAUUUUCACAGUAGCACUGGCGAGCUGGUUUUUUCUUUUGGGGUUCGCGGCUAUUAUGAAAUUCCAUACUGUAAUGAUGUAUUUGUAAUCAAUUAUGCAGAAUAAUCAAGUAAAUUUAUAGAACUUACUUUUAAGAGCACGAUUUAAAGCAGGAAAGGCCGAAAAAAAACACUGCUUCAAUCCACUACAAACAACAAACGAAAGUGCAACGCGGAGGACGUUUUUGACGUUUAUGAAGUCAGUGGGUGCUACGUUUAACACAGUGCAACCAGAAAUGCGAAACAUAACGCAACUAUAGGAGCAUAGUGUAUCUUAUGAUCCAAUAGUGGAGGAACCAUUUUAUCAACAAUAUGAUAUUAAAUCAUCGAAUUUCACCUGUGAAAUGGUUACUAUGUUAGUUUAUUAUAUGUAGAAACAAUUAGACGAAUAGAAAUCAUACUACAAUCAGAAACAACUCUUAAAAACUUCGUGGAAAAAAUAAGGAAUUGAAUAGUAUUUGGUGCCUUCUGGGUACGUUUUUGAAAAAUACGGUUUUUAUCAAUAUUAUAAAUAUUUUUUGGAGUUUAUUGUUAUAGUAACAUGUUUUACCAUGUGUUAUGUGUUAGUUUCAGGAACCUGUAGUAUAAAGAACUUAUUUCUAAUCAGUUCAAACAAUGAUUAUUCAUGAGAUACCGCAACUAUUGGUGCUACCACAACUAUUAGAUCAUUUACCCUAGUAAACAAAGACGUAGUCCCACGUCAAAAAAUGCGUCAAGCUGAAGUUAACCAAAUUUUAUUCGUAACACCCUUUACUCUAAAAUAAAAGUAAAAGCACAUUUUCUCGAAGGUGUUAAGAACUAAACAAAAGUACUAAAACUCAUAAAAGUCUGUAUGAUAGACUUUAGUCAAGUCUUGAUUUGUUGAGUGUGAUGUGAACAUUUAAAAGUUAAAAAAAAUAGGUGUCAAGUUUGUAUUGUUUCUCCAUCUCGCCUCAAUUGUAGGCUUCAAAAUGACUGCAGCCGUGUUAUUGACUAUAAACUAUUCCCAGUUAGUGGUGCUAACCAAAUUCAUGGAAGAGCAGCCUGAUUUCGCCCGUAAACUACUCAAGACAGUGGCGGACUGGGAGAGAUUGUGGAAAGACCUAGCAGAUGCCAUCAACCGGAAAGGUCCCCCAGUGCGGAGCGUGACAGAGUGGAAGAAGGUUUGGGUGGAUUAUAAAUAUAGAGUGAAAAUGAAACUGCUUCAUAACAAAAAAUGCCCGGACAAACAAAAGAGUUUAAACAGGUUCGAGCAGAGUGUAGCAAAUUCUACUGGUUUGAAAAAUGCUCUACUCGGCACAGCAGCCGCCAAAUCGUUCGACUGUCGAAUUUCCUUUCAGUCGGUUGACACCGGAUGUAAUCCACAAACAAACGCCUGUAUUAAAAAAGGAAACGUUAAACAACAAAGACAAGCACUAGGAAGAAAACCAAUAAAGACCAAAAUUAAGCAAGAACUCCUGGCGAGAUUUAUAGACGCAACCGAGGAGAGCAACAAAAUACAACGGAACUUAUUACGCCUCGAAGAGGAAAGUUUAAAACUUAAGCGAAAAUCGUAUGAAUUAGAAACGACGAAAUGGUAUUUAAACGGGACGUAAUUCUAGUUUUAAGAUCGUGUUAGGUAAAAUAAAAUUAUUAGAAAAAUAAAUCGACUAAAAGCUUCAUUUAGUGAUAGGAAAAACCGUUUCUGAGUGUUUCUCUGAAAAAAAAAAACGCCGCUA
Molecule: messenger RNA, 3580 nt
Organism: Wyeomyia smithii (pitcher-plant mosquito)
Lineage: Eukaryota; Metazoa; Arthropoda; Insecta; Diptera; Culicidae
Exons: 3
Coding region: 2834-3457 (207 amino acids)
Source: RefSeq, a predicted model, not a curated record